AAAAAAAAAAAAAAAAAAAAAAAAAAAAAAAAAUGCCUCCAAAGAGAAAUACUAAAUCAAGCUCUAAGCCCAUUGAAGAUGAAUCAAUCGAAAUUGUAAAUUGGAUUGACAAGUUGAAUAAAGCCAUUGAUGAUCUUUCUGAAAGCAGAACAAGUACUCGAGAGGAAUCAUUAGAAAUAAUUGUCAGCACAUUUGCUUGUCAUCGUGUAUUUUCUCAUAUAGAAAAUAGAUUAGAGGAAAUUUUAACCUUAUUGAAGAAAUCACUUGUUAAAAACAAUAGUGUUAAAGAAGCAUGUCUUGCAGCAAAAGCGAUUGCUUUGACUUUCAUUAAUUUGGAUCAUUUAUCAGAAAGUGAGGGCGAUGAUUUAUAUAGAAAAAUGUUAAAUUCCUUACGGAAUAAAAUCAAAGAUUGUGAAGAUAUAGAUAUUAAAAUUAGUUCCUUACAAACAUUGGCAUUAAUUACCUAUAUUGCAGCAUCAGAUAUAGAUAAACAGUUGGUUAGAAAUUAUAUCUUUGAUCUCAUAGAAACAGAUGGUGCAGAAUUCAAUGUUGAAGAAUUAUCAUCUCAAGACAUGGAUCGUUUAUUAUGUGAGGCUGCUCGAGCUUAUGGUUUAUUAUAUGCUGCUUCAUUUACUUCGGGUUUUGUCAAUUUUGAUGUUUUAUGGGAAGAAUUUGAAAAAGUUAUGCCAGUACAUGAAAUUAUGCUUGAAUCAUCUGAUAAGGACAAUAGAAUUGCAUCAGGUGAAAAUAUUGCAUUAAUGUUUGAAACAGUGAAUAUUUUCUUAACCUCUAACGAGGAUGAGGAAGAAGACGAUGAUGAUUAUAAUACAGUGAAACCAGAGUAUGAUAAUAUGGACGGCUUAAUUUACACUUUAAGAGAGCUUUCUGUUGAUAGUAAUCGUCAUAGAGCCAAGAGUGAUAGAGCAGAACAAAAAUCAGUUUUUAGAGAUAUUAUUAAAAGUGUAGAGGAGAAUAUCAAACCUGUAGAAGAAUUGAAGAUCAAUGGUCGAAUUCUUACUUUCCGUGGUUGGGCGAAAAUAAUACCGUUAAAUGCUUUUAGAAGAUGUCUUGGACAAGGUUUCCAAUAUCACGUUAAAGUUAAUCCAAUGAUGAAAGAAAUUUUCCGUUAUUCAACAGGCUUUUCCUCUAGACAUCAGCAAUUUGACUCUGAUGAUUCUGAUGAUGAAAUUGGCUUUAAUAAGUCUAGUCUAAGUAAUGUAGAUCGGAAAUUUUUGUAUGAUGAAAAUAAAAAGGCAAGGACGAAACAAAUACGUAAUGCUAGACUUGGAAAGGAGAAUCCCCCUGUAUAUUAGCCUUAUAUAUGCAUAUACAUAUACAUAAAUAUGAUUAGACUUACGUGACAAGCUUGUAUAUACUAUGUAUUACGUAAUAUUAUAAUAAAUGAAUGAUUCUAUGUUCAUUGUGCUAAUAAUGAGAAAGGCUAAGCAUGUGAUCUAUUUAUUAUAGGCACUAUGACAGCUAUUUGAAAAAAUAAUACUACUUUUUCAUAUACAGGAAAAUAAAGAAGCACAUUGUAAAAAUUUAUGUAGAAGACUUAAUACUACUAUUUAAAACACCAAUUCCUAAUAAUAAUUCUUU
Cokeromyces recurvatus is the source of this 1599-nucleotide messenger RNA. RefSeq names its product interferon-related developmental regulator-domain-containing protein. The transcript is spliced from 5 exons. The record is from RefSeq and is a predicted model, not a curated record. The coding region runs from base 33 to 1313 and encodes 426 amino acids. NCBI's taxonomy places the organism in Eukaryota, Fungi, Mucoromycota, Mucoromycetes, Mucorales, Mucoraceae.